CCGUUAGAUGGCAGUAAUGAGCAAUGAUGUUGGCAAGCAGCUGCCUCUGAAAAAUGAGCAAGACCACGGACUGAAAUACAUUUAAAAACGGAGGAAAUCGACAGAUUAAAUAUUAAAUCUGCUUGUUGACGUCCUUUAAAAUGAUUGAAUCGUUACUUUUUAAAUAAAGUUGUCCAUUUAAAGACGAGAGGAGCCGCUGACGGGAUGAAAGUAAAGAUUAAGAAAUGGAACGCCGUGGCGUCGUGGUUGUGGGUGGCCAAUGAUGAGAGCUGUGGGAUCUGUAGACAGGCUUUCAAUGGUUGCUGCCCAGACUGUAAAGUGCCAGGAGAUGAUUGUCCACUGGUCUGGGGUCAGUGCUCCCAUUGUUUCCACAUGCACUGCAUUUUAAAAUGGCUCAACUCACAGCAAGUCCAGCAGCAGUGUCCCAUGUGUCGACAGGAGUGGAAGUUUAAAGAAUGAACAUGUCUUAACUACCAGCUGUAAAUAUGUUUAUUACUACAAUGCCAAGUCACAAACAAAUAAAAAUACUAUUAAUUUGCGUCU
Corythoichthys intestinalis (scribbled pipefish) is the source of this 543-nucleotide messenger RNA. RefSeq names its product APC11 anaphase promoting complex subunit 11 homolog (yeast) (gene anapc11). NCBI's taxonomy places the organism in Eukaryota, Metazoa, Chordata, Actinopteri, Syngnathiformes, Syngnathidae. Gene Ontology annotation, biological process: anaphase-promoting complex-dependent catabolic process; protein ubiquitination; positive regulation of mitotic metaphase/anaphase transition. Gene Ontology annotation, cellular component: anaphase-promoting complex; nucleus. The record is from RefSeq and is a predicted model, not a curated record. The coding region runs from base 205 to 459 and encodes 84 amino acids. Gene Ontology annotation, molecular function: ubiquitin protein ligase activity; zinc ion binding; cullin family protein binding. The transcript has 3 exons.